AGUUAACCUUUCAGUGAUGAAGAAAUUUCUUUACAGAUGGAAGAAGAGGAGCGAACCUCAGCAUGGAGAAAGACCUGGAGCUGGACCGCUGACAGCCAAUCAGAGCAGCUUUGCAGCAGCAGAUGUUGGUCUGCAGGAGGUUCUAGAGGAACAUAAGAUCAGCCUGAGGAGGAGAUGUGAAUGUGUGACUGAAGGAGGCUAUGAAACAGGAAGUAGAACCCUCCUCAACAGGAUCUACACUGAUCUCUACAUCACUGAGGGACAGAGUGAAGAGGUUAAUACACAACAUGAGGUGAAGCAGCUGGAGAGAGCUUCCAAGAUCCAGAACCUCCAUGAUUCUCCAAUCAGGUGCCAGGACAUCUUCAAAGCCUUCCCUGAACAACAUGGAGCCAUCAGAGUGGUUCUGACCAACGGCGUCGCUGGUGACCAACAUGGAGCCAUCAGAGUGGUUCUGACCAACGGCGUCGCUGGUGUUGGAAAAACCUUCUCAGUGCAGAAGUUUGCUCUGGACUGGGCAGAGGGCUUGGAGAACCAAGAUGUCCGUGUGGUGGUUCUGCUUUCCUUCAGGGAGCUGAACCUGAUCAGAGAUCAGCAGCACAGUUUUCUCACGCUGCUCCAUGUUUUCCAUCCAACCCUCCAGAAGCUCCCCGCAGAGAAGCUGGCUGUCUGGAAGCUUCUCUUCAUCUUUGACGGUCUGGAUGAAAGCAGACUUUCUCUGGACUUCAACAACAGUCUGAUUGUUUCUGACGUCACACAGAAGUCAUCAGUCAACGUUCUGCUGAUUAACCUCAUCAAGGGGAACCUGCUUCCCUCGGCUCUGGUCUGGAUAACUUCCAGACCUGCAGCAGCCAAUCAGAUCCCUCCUUCCUGUGUUUCCAGGGUAACAGAAGUACGAGGUUUCACUGACGCCCAGAAGGAGGAGUACUUCAGGAGGAGGUUCAGUGAUGAAGAUAUGUCCAGCAGGAUCAUCUCCCACAUCCAGACCUCCAAGAGCCUCCACAUCAUGUGUGGGAUCCCAGUGUUCUGCUGGAUCACUGCUACGGUUCUGGAGAACCUGUUGACCACAGAGCAGAGAGGAGAGCUGCCCAAGACCAUGACUGACAUGUACUCACACUUCCUGCUGGUCCAGACCAAGAGGAAGAAUAACAAGUACCAUGUAGGACAUGAGAGGAGUCCACCGGAGCUGACGGAGGCUGACAGGGAAGUUCUCCUGAAGCUGGGGAGGCUGGCAUUAGAACAUCUGGAGAAAGGAAACAUCAUGUUCUACCAAGAAGACCUGGAGCAGUGUGGUCUGGAUGUCACAGAGGCCUCGGUGUACUCAGGAGUUUGUACAGAGAUCUUCAAAAGAGAGUGCGUGUUCUUCCAGAAACCAGUCUACUGCUUUGUUCAUCUGAGCAUCCAGGAGUUCCUGGCUGCAGUCUACAUGCUCCACUGUUUCACCAGCAGGAAUACAGAGGUGAUGGAGAACUUCCUGGGAGAAACAUACAAUGGAACAUUUCUGGAUGACUUCAUGGCGAAAAUCAUAGAUAAAUCCCUCAGGAGUCCAAAUGGCCACCUGGACCUGUUUGCUCGCUUCCUUCAUGGCCUCAUUGUGGAGUCCAACCAGAAACUGUUAGAUUUUCCACUUGGUCAGAUGAAGAUCAGUCGAGGAGCCAUCCAGGUAGUAAUCAACAACCUGAAGGAGCUGAGCGCUUUUAUAAUCCCUACUGACAGAAGCAUCAACAUCUUCCACUGUCUGAUGGAGAUGAAGGACCUCUCACUAUUUCAGGAGAUCCAACAGUUCCUGGAAUCAGGGAAGAAGCUCUCAGAGAUCCAGUGCUCAGCUCUGGCCAGCAUGCUGCAGAUCUUAGAUGUUCUGGAUGAGUUAGACCUGGAGAAGUACAACACAUCAGAGGGAGGACGACGUAGACUGGUUCCAGUUGUGAGGAACUGCAGAAAGGCUCGACUUGGUGGCUUUUCUCUCAAAGAGGCUGAGUGUGAAAUUGUGGCCUCAGCUCUGAAGUCCAACCAUCAUCUGACUGAAGUGAUAAUAGAUCAGAUCUAUGUAGGGGGAACCUUAGGAGACUCUGAAAGGAAGCAUCUGUGUGAGAUACUGGAGAGUUCAAUCUCCAAAGUAAAGGAACUGAGAUUGAAUGGCUACAGUUUGUCAGAGAUCAGCUGUGCUUCUCUGGGCUCAGCUCUGAAGUCCAACCCCUCCCAUCUGACAGAACUGGACCUGAGCAACAACGACCUGAUGGAUGGUGGAGUGAAGAAGCUCUAUGGUUUUCUCCAGUCUCCCCUCUGCAAACUACAGACACUGAGAUUGAAUGGCUGUAGGUUGUCAGAGAUCAGCUGUGUUUUUCUGGUCUUGGCUCUGAAGUCCAACCCCUCCCAUCUGACAGAACUGGACCUGAGCAACAACAACCUGAAAGAUGGUGGAGUGAAGCAGCUCUUUGGUUUUCUCCAGUCUCCCCUCUGCAAACUACAGACAUUGAGAUUGAAUGGCUGCAGUUUGUCAGAGAUCAGCUGUGCUUCUCUGGUCUCAGCUCUGAAGUCCAACCCCUCCCAUCUGACAGAACUGGACCUGAGCAACAACAACAACCUGAAAGAUGGUGGAGUGAAGCAGCUCUGUGGUUUUCUCCAGUCUCCCCUCUGCAAACUACAGACAUUGAGAUUGAAUGGCUGCAGUUUGUCAGAGAUCAGCUGUGCUUCUCUAGUCUCAGCUCUGCAGUCCAACCCCUCCCAUCUGACAGAACUGGACCUGAGCAACAACAACAACCUGAAAGAUGGUGGAGUGAAGCAGCUCUGCGGUUUUCUCCAGUCUCCCCUCUGCAAACUACAGAAAUUGAGGUCAGUCACCAUGUUUUAGUUUAAUGCUGUUAUUUCUGAUGGUAAAGUUGUGUUGACUCUAAACUGCAGACAUAUGGCUGAUAUUCUACUGAUCCACACUGAGGAUCUUCAGGCUAAAGUCUGAUUUCUUCUUCACUGCUUUGAUCCAGUUAAAG
Molecule: messenger RNA, 2984 nt
Organism: Cyprinodon tularosa
Lineage: Eukaryota; Metazoa; Chordata; Actinopteri; Cyprinodontiformes; Cyprinodontidae
Product: NACHT, LRR and PYD domains-containing protein 12-like
Exons: 7
Coding region: 17-2848 (943 amino acids)
Molecular function (GO): protein binding
Source: RefSeq, a predicted model, not a curated record